Lachancea lanzarotensis is the source of this 711-nucleotide messenger RNA. It is a transcript of the gene RRG9, whose product is annotated as LALA0S12e02872g1_1. NCBI's taxonomy places the organism in Eukaryota, Fungi, Ascomycota, Saccharomycetes, Saccharomycetales, Saccharomycetaceae. The coding region runs from base 1 to 711 and encodes 236 amino acids. The transcript has a single exon. Gene Ontology annotation, cellular component: nucleus. The record is from RefSeq and is a predicted model, not a curated record.
AUGCUAAAUCGCAUUAGAUCUUCGAGAUUGGGGGCUCACGUACAGGCCAUAUGUCACUGGAAUUCUACCGCAACACACCACUUGCCAACUGGAUGUGGCAGAAUAGUACGAAGAAAUUUCCACUCAGAUUUCACUUUAUUCGAAAAAGCGAAAACUGCUCGAGAUAUUAUCAAGUUGGUCAACUCAAGCUCCUUGACUGAAGCAGAAAGCUCUCAAAACAUCAGUGAAUUACAAGCCGCGCGAAUGCCAGACUGGAAACGCCAGAAGCUAUCUUUGAAACGGAAAUUUCAGGGCGAAAAGUGGAACCCGAAGAAAAAGCUGUCGCGGGAACAAAUGGAAAGUCUGAGGCUUCUAAAGCAACAAUUCCCCCACAUGUCAGCCUCUCAAUUAGGGGACCAUUUUAAGGUAUCUCCUGAGGUGGUACGACGGAUUCUCAAGUCCAAGUGGGCCCCGGAUGAAUUGGAAAGGUCCAAAAUACAAGAGCGAUGGAAACGCAGAAGCGAACGGGUCACCCAGCUGUACGAAAAUCACACCAUACAGGGACCGCCAUCUAAGAAGCUGAUACUUGGAUCGGGACGCUCAGCUGCGAAUCUCACGGUACAAGGCAUCAAAAAAACCACCAGGCCAGCUGGAAACGAUUCAUCAAAAUUGUCAGGAAGCACGCACGCCAAAAAGAAACUGCAGUUACUUUCAAAACUGGUGGAGCAGUAG